Eucalyptus grandis is the source of this 2913-nucleotide messenger RNA. Its product is annotated as probable disease resistance protein At1g58390. The transcript has a single exon. Gene Ontology annotation, biological process: defense response to other organism. Gene Ontology annotation, molecular function: ADP binding. The record is from RefSeq and is a predicted model, not a curated record. NCBI's taxonomy places the organism in Eukaryota, Viridiplantae, Streptophyta, Magnoliopsida, Myrtales, Myrtaceae. The coding region runs from base 1 to 2913 and encodes 970 amino acids.
AUGGCUGCUUCCAACACGAUAACAUACACGAUGGCUGCUGAAGCCGCUGCUGAGAUCGUGUCCCAGAAAUUAGAGAUGUUGCUCUCUCAUCCGGUGUGCGUAAGGUGCUCGUCAAUUGAACCACUCGUGAAGGAGGCCAAGGAGAAGCUGGCCACGAUUCAAGAGUUCUUUUCCACGCCAGACAGCAUGUCCCUGAGUAGGGCAGGAUGGUUGGGGCGGCUCCUCCAAGCCAUGUACGACACUGAGCAAUUCAUCGAGAAUUUCCACCUCAGAGAGGUCGGCGGGAGGCACGACGCCCUGCACAUGGCCAUGAGGCUGCCAGCCGCGCUCAUCUCCAAGCACAAGCUAAGGAGGGACCUGUCCAAUCUGGUGAAUAAGAUGCAGGAGAUGCAGGAGAUGCAGGAGCUGUGUCAAGACCACGGCUUGACGGGCAAGAAGGAGGCCGAGGGCAAGAUGAGGAAGGAAUCUGCUUGUUCCUCCUCCCUUACUAGUGCUCCAGAGCAAGAUGAAAAACUGGCGAGGCUGACUAGUUUAUGGGAUUGGCAAGAGUCGAUGAAAGAUUUAUGGCUGCAGCAAAAGGAGGAAAUAAAAUUGUCUAUUCGGGGGGAGGGAACGAGACAGGGGAAUCUCGGUUGGACUUUGAUUUGGGGCGAGCAAGGCGUCGGCAAGACGUACGUCACGAGAUGCGUCUACAAUGAAGCGAAGUACCUGGGCUUUGAGUGGUGUGCUUGGGUCCGCCUCUCAGCCGGAAUGGACAUCCAGGAUUUCUUAUUUGAGAUACUGCAGCAAAUGGGGAAGCUAGCGAGGGAGGUGAAGGACAUGAAUUUGCACGAGAUGACGGAAAUGCACCGCAUUGAAUUGGCCAAGAGGAAGAAGUUCCUCAUCGUGUUGGAUGGCAUGCACCCGUCCAACGAGCGACUCCUGCCAAGGUUAGUGAGCAUCCUUUAUCCUGGGCCAGGCCACAUAAUUAUCACGACUCAAGACUCCAGCAUAGCCAAUAAGACGUCCUUUUUCCCGGAAAGGAGGAUCGAGCUAAAAAAAUUAAAUUCAACACAGAGCCGGAAAAUGCUCGCUGGGAAGUUCAAGCAAAGAGUACCCAAUGGUCAGAGCCUCUCAAAAAAGAAGGGUAUCAUAGAAAUUUGUCAGGGCUUGCCGCUCCGUAUAUCCUUACUCAGCGGUUUGCUGCUAAAUGCUGGAGACCAGGAACGCGCAGCGUUGGAGAAAGAUCGUUCUAAGAUGUCAACAUCAGAGCUACUACAAUUGAGUUACCAUAAAUUGGCAGCCCAUCUAAAACCGUGUUUCAUCUACAUGGUUUUGUUCCCCCGAGCAGCCCCCAUUUCGACAAGGAGGCUAGUGAGGCUGUGGUUGGCUGAGGGCUUAUUGGAUUCGCAUUGUUACGACGGAGAAAGAAAACUGACAAGGCAGCCCGAGGCUGCUGGAGAGACUUUCAUUCUGGACCUUGCGGGAAGGAACGUCAUCGAGGUGGUGAGCUGGAGGGCGGAUGGAUUCCCCAAAGCUUGCUACAUGCUCACCUCUCUGUAUGACCUGAUCCACCCGAUCGCCAUGGACACAAAGUUCCUCCACAUACAUGCCGCUAGCAAGUCAAAAGACGAGAAUGACCGCGACCCAACCAGCCAGCAACAACAGCUGCCAGCCCAUCAGUACGAAAUCAAGGUCCGGUGGCUCGCAGAGCACACAAACAUAGUCAGAGACGGCCAUGGUGGCAGCUACCCCGGUUUGUACCUCGAUCACGUUCGCUCGUUUCUGUCGUUCUACAUGAGGAGAGGCAUGCUCACCAAGGAAAUCAGCAACUUCCUCAGGAACAUGACCUCCAAGACCGCCUAUAGCUUGCUGAGGGUACUUGACUUGGAGGGUGUGUAUAGGCCAUCCUUGGAAGGUGUGCUCCAUAAGUUGGUGCUCCUAAAGUACCUAGGAUUAAGAUCCACGGUGUUGCACUCGAUCCCUAGUGCAGUUGCGGAUCUGCAAUAUCUUGAGACUCUUGACAUAAAGGACACCUACAUCACUUCCCUGCCGAAUUCCUUCUGGAAGGCGAGGAACUUGAGGCACUUGCAUCUCAACUGGUUGUACAUCGACUUGAAGAAGAUCUUCGAGGAUGAUAAUGCUUUGACUAAACUCCAAACCUUAAGCGGGCUAGUUAUCGGUGAAGUGAAGGAGAACUCGGUGAUGGGCCACAUGAACAGCUUGACCACGCUGAAGCUUUUCUUGCACCAAUUGGAUAGGGACACCUCAGGCACUACGGGAAAAGCACUAGCCGAUUGGAUUAGCUCUAGGCUCACCUAUCUCCAGUCCUUGACCUUGGGGGUGACCAAAAAUGCCAAGCCCGCGAAAUCGCAGAUAGGCCCGUUGCCGAAAUUGUCGUUGGCGGAACAUCACGGACUGUUCGUGCUUUACUUGCUGGGCCGACUCAAUAAACCCAUCUGGACACAGCUCCUGCCGGUCUCGCUCAGGGUUUUGAUCCUGUCGGGUUCGAGGGUGGAAGCAGACAUGAUGCCUGAGUUGGGUGGCCUCCUGGGACACCUGAGGACACUUAAGCUGUUGGCCAAUUCUUUCCUAGGCACUAGUCUGACGUUCGCCAAAGGUGGGUUUCCGAGCCUCAUGAUCUUGAAGAUUUGGAAGCUGCCUCAGCUUGUGCGUGUGACUAUUAAAGAAGGAGCAAUGCCGCGUCUCAUAAAACUCGAGUUUAGGCACCUCGAGUGUUUGAAAACUGUUGAAGGGAUCCACGAGUGCAAGAUAUUGGAGAAUUUUAGUGUGAUGUCCCAAUGCGAUGCUCUUGUUAACCAACUCAGGGACAAAAUAGGAGAGAAGGUGAAUCUGCAUUUUGAAGACAGCAAGAGGCCUGGAUCUUCGGCCGAUGACGAGGACGAGGAUGAGGAUGAGGAUGAGGACAGCUAG